Molecule: messenger RNA, 1318 nt
Organism: Propithecus coquereli (Coquerel's sifaka)
Lineage: Eukaryota; Metazoa; Chordata; Mammalia; Primates; Indriidae
Gene: CAVIN4
Product: muscle-related coiled-coil protein
Exons: 2
Coding region: 66-1160 (364 amino acids)
Biological process (GO): regulation of gene expression
Cellular component (GO): caveola; cytoplasm
Source: RefSeq, a predicted model, not a curated record
GACUUUUUGCUCCAAGUGCCAGAAUUGAUUGUGAUUAGGACAUCUUUUGCUGAGAAAUAAAUAAAAUGGAACAUAAUGGGUCUGCUUCAAAUGCUGAUAAAAUCCACCAGAAUCGCUUAUCAAGUGUUACAGAAGAUGAAGACCAAGACGCUGCUCUUACCAUUGUGACUGUGCUGGACAAAGUGGCCUCCAUUGUGGACAGUGUGCAGGCAAGCCAGAAGAGAAUAGAAGAGAGACACAGGGAAAUGGAAAAUGCCAUAAAAUCUGUCCAGAUUGACCUGUUGAAGCUUUCACAGUCACAUAGUAAUACAGGCCAUAUCAUUAACAAGUUGUUUGAGAAAACCCGAAAAGUGAGUGCGCACAUUAAAGACGUGAAGGCCCGGGUGGAGAAGCAGCAAACUCAUGUUAAAAAAGUUGAAGUCAAGCAAGAGGAAAUAAUGAAGAAAAACAAAUUCCGCGUGGUAAUAUUCCAGGAGAAGAUCCGGUGUCCGACGGCCCUGUCUGUUAAAGAGAGAAACCUAGCUGAGAACCAGGAGGAGGAAGAGGAGGACGAUAUCUUUGAUCCCCCAAUAGAUCUCUCUUCGGAUGAAGAGUAUUAUAUUGAAGAAAGCAGAUCUGCCAGGCUUAGAAAGUCAGGCAAGGAGCGCAUUGAUAAUAUCAAAAAGGCAUUUUCUAAAGAAAACAUGCAGAAGACACGCCAGAAUUUUGACAAGAAAGUGAACAGAAUUAGAACUAGAAUAGUGACCCCAGAGAGGAGAGAAAGGCUGAGGCAGUCAGGAGAGAGGCUGAGGCAGUCAGGAGAGAGGCUGAAACAGUCAGGGGAAAGAUUUAAGAAAUCUAUUUCUAAUGCUACUCCCUCAAAGGAAGCCUUUAAGAUGCGUAGUCUCAGGAAAGCUAAGGAUCGAACUGUGGCUGAAGGUCAGGAAGGUGACAGGGAGAUGGGGGUGGACAUUAUUGCCAGAAGCGAUUCUCUGGGCCCCAUCAGUGAGCUCUACCCUGAUGGGCUCAAUGAACCAGAACACGAGGCAGCCAGGGCAGUGUAUCCUCCCCGAGAAGCGGGGGACAUCCCCACCCCUGAGCCUUUGAAAGUUACCUUUAAACCUCAGGUGAAAGUAGAGGAUGAUGAAUCUCUUUUGUUAGAUUUAAAGCAGUCAUCAUAAAGAGGAAUUAAGUAUAUCCUAAAUAUAAAUCUCCUUAAUCAUGCAGUUUUAGUUUGAAUAGUGUAGUCAUUUACAUUUGUAUGCCAUAUGGGAAAACAGAAAUGGUAUGGCUGUUUCGUGUCUUACAUUUAAAAUCUUGAAGAUAAUAUAAAUAUUAU